AUGUGCGGUGAUCCAGCAGAAGCCACCGAAGAUCUAAAUGAACAUGAGAAAGAAUUAGGUGAUACGGCAGCCUGUCAUCGGUCGUAUGUCACCAUGAAAAAACUGGACGGACACCAUACCGGUCGUUGGGGCAGCCGUCUACGGCAUACAUGCGUCAUGGAGCAUGCGUACAAUCAGAAGCGACAUCCUCUUGAUGAAUACAUUGGAAAAGUGUGUCCAGACCGGCGAAGGCUCAAGCGUAGUCUUGAGACGCCACGGGGAAGUUCUUCGGCUCCAGUCGUCCGUCUCGUGGAUUUCGAGAUGGGGGUUGAGAUGGCGAAGGGUCAGCCGAUCGUCAAACAUCAGACGGUGGGAGAAUGUGGUAGACGAUCUUGUUGA
Zasmidium cellare ATCC 36951 is the source of this 378-nucleotide messenger RNA. RefSeq lists its product as uncharacterized. The transcript has a single exon. The record is from RefSeq and is a predicted model, not a curated record. The coding region runs from base 1 to 378 and encodes 125 amino acids. NCBI's taxonomy places the organism in Eukaryota, Fungi, Ascomycota, Dothideomycetes, Mycosphaerellales, Mycosphaerellaceae.